AUGGCUCCGACGAUCAGAACCAUCACUAAUUACGGUACUCACCAAGAGUUCUCUGUCGAUUUCUUUGGAGACGACUUGAUCGUCACCCAAACCGAGACUCCCUCCGUCAUCAGGCGAUGGAUCCGAGAUGUCGUCUUCUUCCACCGUCGCUCGCGCAUUUGUAACCCUCUCGUGGUUGGACUCGGCGUCUACUGGACACCGGCAGAUUAUCACUCCGACACUCCAUCUGAUAGUUAUCACUCCAAUAAUCCAUCGGAUUAUCACUCCGACUCUUCUUCACCAGAUCGUUACUACGCCGAUUCUCAUCCGGCGAGGUACGAUUCUCCGCCGGCGAGAUACGAUCCUCCGGCGGAGACUCUCCAGUUAUGCGUGGGUAAACGGUGUAUCCUCAUCAAGUUGUCUCACUGUAGCCGUGUCCCUGAUGUCCUCCGCAACUUCCUGACGAACCCAAACACAACUUUCGUCGGUGUUUGGAAUAGUCAAGACGCGAAAAGGCUAGGACUAUCUAGACAUCAGCUGGAGAUCGGAAAACUUAUAGACAUAGUGAGUACGCUAGAGAUCCUGAUGGUGGGAGUCUGA
Microthlaspi erraticum is the source of this 579-nucleotide messenger RNA. The record is from the annotation of a GenBank genome assembly. Lineage: Eukaryota; Viridiplantae; Streptophyta; Magnoliopsida; Brassicales; Brassicaceae.